ACAGCUUUUUGUUUUAUUUUUUGGCCGAUUGAGCAUAGGAAACCUUCUGCAAUCAACAAUUACAUAACAAAUCUUGUCCGGACCAGAAAAUCACAGCUUGGUGGUCAAUUUAGAGAUCUUAACAAUGGGUGAAUGAGGAAAAUUGUAUAAAUAGGCAAAGCGAGGCUGAAAAGAACAUCCAUGCACAGACAUAAUUUGUAGUUUUUUAAAUCCACAGAUCAAUCUUGCUUGGUGGAAUCCAGCACAUAGGAAUUGGAUUUGAGGCUGCUACAGUUUUUGCUGGUAAUUGACUUUUAGCUGAAAUGUUCCAUGGUUGAAAUUUGAACUUAAGCUUGUCAAUUUUAGCCUUUUUUUCUCAAAUCAGAGUCAAAACCCAAUAUAAACCCAGGUUGUAGUAACUUAUUUUAUAAACUAUAAAAUGAAUUAGCAUGACAUCCAGAUGUAGAUCUAUUGAUUAACAAAAACAUAAAAUAUGAUGGUGUGUUUGAGGGGAAAGAAAAUGUGCAGCCGCCCCCACAGAUCUAGACAAGUGCAAGGGCGUUGUUUGAUAAAAAUUGACAGGCAGGAGACAGAGGCCUCGCGGACUCCAGCCCUAAGUUUAAAGAUUUUAAAACUGGGUAUUAAGUCAAACAGAGAACGACGAAACAGUGCAGAUGGUCACGGGUGAUGAAGGGAGGGAUCUCCUUUGGGAAUACAACUUCUUUCCGCUUUCUGUAUGUCUGAUCUUCUUCUCUACUCGAUCUCUGCGUUCGAAAUAGGAUGUCCUGUUUUAUUCAUCACGUGAAAUAUUGCAGGUCCCAAGAGAGAGAGAUUACUCUGGUUAGUUUUACUGACCUAAUUUAAUUAAGAUAAGGAUUAGUCUACAUGCUCUUCUUUAUCUCCUGCCCUUAAAAACUAUAAAAUACGUGUCUUGGAGCCAUUGAAAUGUUGUGAUGUGGAGGGUGAUGAGAAUGUGAAUACAAACAAAAGAAUGGAGAAAUUUGUGGGUUUGUUUAAUUGGGUUUGGUGGAGUGGGUAAGUUUUGAAGGGUGUGCUGGCAGGGCUGAGGAGAAGCGUGGAUGAUGAUGAAGAAGAAUAUGGAAUCGCAAGAGGAGCCGGUAAUGUUGAACAGUUUGCCCAUGUGUGGGUGUGUUUGUGCAUGCAUUCAUGUGUUUUAGCCUUCGUUGGUGUCAACCAGAUGAAUCUCUAGGGCUACUACUUGUAACCCCUCCAAAACUACAAUCUUGCAGCAUGACCUUGUUCACUACACUUCACGGACCAGUUAUCCUAAAGCUUAGCCGUUGUAGAUCCAGUGCUCUGUCGUAUUGUUUAGAUUUAUCGCAGGAGGAUUAGCAGAGAUCUAGGGACAAGAUAUGGCAGCUUGUAUUGCACUUAAUACAAGAUUUAGAGGGGGAGAUAAUGCUGCAACUGGAUCAGCAAGGUCUGGAGAAGAAGAAGAAGCUAAUGAAACAAAUAAUCAUCAUGGCAAUAGUGAUAUAAUUAGUCAUUCUAGUGGUGAAGGAGUUGGAGAGAACAAGAGAAAAAGGGCUGGGAUGGAACUGAGUGCACCUCUGUUUAGAAGGAUUAGCCCUUCUGAAACUUGUGAGUACGGGCAAAUCAAGUGGAAUAGUGUGAGUUCUAGUUCUAGCAUGAGGGAUUCCCAAUCCCCCAACCCCAAUAUCCCCUUGGGAUGGCAGCAGUUCCAGUCUUGCACAGUUGAUGGUGUGAGUCAUCAUCAUAAUCAUCAUCAUCAUAAUAAUAAUGCUAGCAGUAACAGAGCAACUGCACCUUCACCAACUUCCACUGUUACAUCCCGUACUGGCUCAGGGCUGUCUAACAGUAUCUUGUCUCCGGAAUCUCAUGGUCAACCCUUUUGUUCUGUAAAUGGUCCCUAUUCUAGCCUUCCCUUAUUCCACACUACAAAUAUGGAUAGGGCAGUUGCCAACUCCUGGGGGAAAUGGGGACAGGGAGUGCAGCAGCCUGAUGUGGGUUUAGGAUGUGAUGGAAGUGCACGACAGUUAUCAUCAUCUUUGAAUGCAAUCCAAUCCAUGGAUGAAUCCACAGCUGCAGUCUGGGCUGAUGGUCUCAUUAAGGACUUGAUGCAGUGUUCUCCCACUGCCUCCCUCGCGCAAAUCAUUCAAAACAUCCAAGAAGUCGUGUAUCCCUCCAACCCUCAUGUGGCAUCCAUUAUUGAGUACCGUCUGAGGACCCUAGGUCAGUUAGGGUUUCAAGGUGGUGGUCAGAUGAGCCGAGAUCAGAAUGUCAGUAUGAACUCUUCUGAUGCUGCCAGAGGUUUGAAGCGCAGCCUAGAACAGCAGCAGAUUGAUGAUCAAGGUCGAAGAGAUGUGAAUGGACAGAUUAUUGUGGAGUGGAAGAGUAUUGGGAAUCCUGAUGCUGCUGCUGGAGCAAGACAAAGUGCUAAUGAUGAGCAUCUAGAAGGCGAGAGAGUAAGACGUGAAAGUGAAGAGUUAGGACUGAGGAUGCAUAAUACAAGAGAUUCUCAUGAUUUGCAACACAACCCACAACCAGAUUCUGGCCUUAAACUCUACUUGAACUCCUCAUCCUCAGGCAACUGCUACAAUGAAAAUCAAUGGAAUAGCUCCAAGGACCACCAAUUCUCGGAGCCUCUAAUGGUGAACAAUAACACCGCUACCAACAGCAGCAGCAACAUGUGGAUACAAAGGCCAACAGACCACAACACCCACCCACCGGUUUUAUCAUUGCAACAACACCAUGAAGACCCUCUCAAGGUGGUAGCAACAGCAGGAGGAGGAGGAGCAGGUAACAAUAGCAACAAUAAUAAUUUUGUUUCUGAAGCUCCAAAGGCUGAUGCAGCAGCUCCCAAUCAGGAACAUUCAAGAGGUUCUCAGCAGGCUGAGAUAACCCCAAGAGGUGAAGAAGAAGGACUGCAUAUCUUGGCCCUCCUGCUACAGUGUGCAGAGGCAGUUUCUGCAGACAAUUUUGAUGAGGCCAAUGCAAUACUUCCCCAGAUUACUGAACUCUCAACUCCCUAUGGCACUUCAGUGCAGCGUGUGGCUGCCUAUUUUGCAGAAGCCAUGUCAGCAAGGUUAGUCAAUUCCUGUGUUGGAAUGUAUUCUCCUCUCUCUCGCAUGCAUUCAUCUCAUAGCCAAAAGAUUGUCACCGCCUUCCAAGUCUUUAAUGGUAUAAGCCCAUUUGUCAAGUUCUCUCAUUUCACAGCAAACCAGGCAAUACAAGAGGCCUUUGAAAGAGAACAGAGAGUGCAUAUCAUUGACCUAGACAUAAUGCAAGGCUUGCAAUGGCCCGGUCUGUUCCAUAUUCUAGCUUCUAGGCCAGGAGGUCCCCCCCAUGUGAAAAUCACAGGCCUUGGCACCUCUCUAGAAUCACUGGAAGCCACAGGCAAGAGACUAUCAGACUUUGCCAGGACCUUAAAUCUGCCCUUCGAAUUCCACCCAGUUGCAGACAAGGUAGGAAACGUGGAUCUUGAAAGGCUCAAGGUUAGAAAAGGAGAUGCCUUGGCAGUACACUGGCUGCACCAUUCUCUUUAUGACGUGACAGGCUCUGAUACAAACACACUUUGGCUCUUGCAGAAACUGUGUCCUAAAGUUAUAACUAUAGUGGAGCAGGAUCUGAGCCAUGCAGGGUCCUUCCUGGAGAGAUUUGUGGAAGCCAUACACUAUUACUCUGCCUUGUUUGAUUCUCUUGGUGCAAGUUACCCAGAUGACAGCCAUGAAAGGCACGUGGUUGAGCAGCAGCUACUGUCAAGAGAAAUAAAGAACAUAUUGGCCGUGGGUGGACCUGCAAGGACUGGUGAAGUCAAGUUUGAGAACUGGAGGGACCAGAUGAGGCAGGCUGGCUUCAAAUCUCUUUCCCUUGCUGGGAAUGCUGCAACUCAGGCCACUCUUCUACUGGGCAUGUUUCCAUGUGAGGGAUAUACUCUUGUGGAGGACAAUGGUGCUCUCAAAUUGGGUUGGAAGGAUCUCUCUCUCCUCACUGCCUCUUCUUGGAGACCCACUCAUCAUGCACUCAUCUAAUCCAUUGGUAACUUCAACUCUCUUUAUUGCGCAGAUCAUAACAAGUUCUGCUUUCCUUUUACAACAGCUUCAUUGUACUUGUUCUUAUGUUUUGAGAAUCGGCAAGUUAUUAGAUAGGAUUAGUGUUUUGGUUGCUGCUUGAUAGAUAGGCCACACAUACAGCAGCAACAGCAGUAUCAUUGUAAUUGCAAAUGAAAUGCUUAUAGACUUAUCAUUUAUAUCCA
Messenger RNA from Cryptomeria japonica (Japanese cedar), 4216 nucleotides. RefSeq names its product protein SCARECROW. The record is from RefSeq and is a predicted model, not a curated record. The transcript has a single exon. Gene Ontology annotation, cellular component: nucleus. Gene Ontology annotation, biological process: gravitropism; leaf development; bundle sheath cell fate specification. Gene Ontology annotation, molecular function: sequence-specific DNA binding; DNA-binding transcription factor activity. Bases 1353 to 3992 code for a protein of 879 amino acids. Lineage: Eukaryota; Viridiplantae; Streptophyta; Pinopsida; Cupressales; Cupressaceae.